AUGCGGUUUGCCUGCUGGGAGCGACUCCUCGCAAGCGCGAGACAGUCUGUGAACGUGCUUACGUCCGCUCGAGGUACGCGGUUUUGUCACAGACGUGCCUUCUCUGGACGCAUGCCUGUCGGUUGGGACACAACGGCACGCAAGGCACUUGCGAUGAACGACAUGUUUAUGAGGUUUCGUUUUCAGUAUCGGAGUGGCGCUAUGUACAGUUCCUUCUCGACAUCACAAGGAGAAACCCUAUUCAGUGCAGAGCGAGUUUCAGACGCAGCAGUCUGGCGACGACGUCUGGAGCAGCGUCGGCGCCGACAGUUUUACAGCGCGUUGGGCGGCGUUGUUGGCGCAGCGUUGAUGACGUUCGCGGUGAUAAAAACAAUGGAAGACAGCAUGAUCUUCUUUUACACGCCGACGCAAGUAUUGGAAGAAUUGCCGCCAACAACUGCAAACAGACGGAUGCGUCUGGGCGGGCUGGUUGUCAGCGGUAGCCUGCAGCGCCAUGGCAACGGAGAUGUUGAAUUUGAGAUCACGGACUUGGAGAACGAAGUUCUUGUCACGUUUAAUGGGUUUCUACCAGACUUGUUCCGCGAAGGUCAGAGCGCUGUGGUUGAAGGAUAUAUUUUGGAGCGGGAGAACGAUGGACGACCGCUGCGAUUCAAGGCCACUAGCGUCCUUGCAAAACACGAUGAGAAGUACAUGCCGGCUCAGGUUCGCAGUAUGCUGGAAAAGAACCGGCCGACUCGCAGUGACACGCCCUAG
Cyanidioschyzon merolae strain 10D is the source of this 753-nucleotide messenger RNA. RefSeq names its product cytochrome c-type biogenesis protein ccmE. The record is from RefSeq and is a predicted model, not a curated record. Gene Ontology annotation, molecular function: heme binding. Gene Ontology annotation, cellular component: plasma membrane. The transcript has a single exon. The coding region runs from base 1 to 753 and encodes 250 amino acids. NCBI's taxonomy places the organism in Eukaryota, Rhodophyta, Bangiophyceae, Cyanidiales, Cyanidiaceae. Gene Ontology annotation, biological process: protein-heme linkage; cytochrome complex assembly.